AUAAAAAAACCUAAUUCUUCAACUCCAAAUCACCUGUCUUUGGACUUUUACAAAAAUAUUGUUAGAGAAAAAAAAAUGGAAGAAAGUAAAAGAAAUUUAUUAGACGAAGAAGCUAAAGCUUCUCUAGACAUAUGGAGAUAUGUAUUUGGGUUUGCAGAUAUAGCAGCUGCAAAGUGUGCCAUUGAUCUUAAGAUACCAGAAGCCAUUGAAAACCAUCCUUCGUCACAGCCCGUGACACUAGCCGAGCUCUCCUCCGCAGUUUCUGCCUCUCCGUCACAUCUCCGCCGUAUAAUGAGGUUUCUUGUGCACCAAGGAGUCUUCAAAGAAGUCCCCACAAAAGAUGGUUCAGCCACAGGCUACAGUAACACGCCACUCUCUCGCCGCAUGAUGAUCACAAAACGUGACGGCAACUCUCUGGCUCCUUUUGUUCUCUUCGAAACAAAUCCCGUGAUGCUCGCUCCAUGGUUGAGACUGAGCUCAGUCGUCUCUUCUCCGGUCAACGGUUCACAUCCCCCACCGUUCGAUACGGUGCACGGUAAGGAUGUGUGGGCUUUCGCAGAGGAUAAUCCAUGCCUCAGCGAUAUGAUCAAUGAGGCCAUGGCUUGUGACACUAGGCGCGUAGUGCCACGUGUAGCCGGAGCUUGUCAUGACUUGUUUGACGGCGUAGCCACGGUAGUGGACGUAGGAGGCGGUACCGGGGAGACGAUGGGAAUAUUGGUUAAGGAGUUUCCUUGGAUCAAAGGAUUUAACUUCGAUCUUCCUCAUGUUAUCGAAGUUGCUCAAAUCUUGGAUGGUAUUGAGAAUGUUCGAGGCGACAUGUUUGGUUCUAUUCCAAAAUGCGACGCCGUCUUCAUUAAGUGGGUGUUACACGAUUGGGGAGAUAAAGAUUGCAUAAAAAUAUUGAAAAACUGCAAAGAAGCGGUCCCACCAAUGAUCGGUAAAGUGUUGAUAGUGGAAUCUGUGAUCAGAGAGAAGAAAAAGGCGAUGAUAGUGGAAGAAAGAGACGAGAAGUUAGAGCAUGUGAGAUUGAUGCUUGACAUGGUGAUGAUGGCUCACACAAGCACAGGCAAAGAACGGACUUUAAAAGAGUGGGACUUUGUUCUUAACGAAGCUGGUUUUGCUCGAUAUGAAGUUAGGGACAUCGAUGAUGUUCAAUGUGUUAUCGUCGCGUAUCGGUCUUAG
This is a messenger RNA of Thlaspi arvense, 1182 nucleotides long. NCBI's taxonomy places the organism in Eukaryota, Viridiplantae, Streptophyta, Magnoliopsida, Brassicales, Brassicaceae. The record is from the annotation of a GenBank genome assembly.